AUGCCAGAGGUGUUCAUCCUUGCCAACCAGGAUACUUUAAGGCAAUUCCAGAUUUCUGGAAAAUGGAAAACCCUUUAUGUUGCAGCCCGUAACAGAGAGAAGACCAGUGAGAAUGGCCCAUUCCAUGCUUAUAUGCGUUGGAUUCAUUUUGAAAAUGGAAAUAACAAAAUAUUCUUCAAGUUUUUUGUAAAGGUGAAAGGAAAAUGCACAGAAAUAUCUGCUAAGAGAAGAAAGAUUGCACCGAAUGUUUAUGAAGGCGACUGUGAGCAGGCGGUUUUACUGGUAAAAGUAGAUGAGGAUAAAUUUCUCUGCAUGCAUGGUGCCCUUUCAGGCAGAGGAGAUAAAGCUGAAGAACAAGACUUUAAGAAGUUCAAGGAGGUGACGAGACAGAAGGGGAUUCCAGAAUAA
Messenger RNA from Phacochoerus africanus (Common warthog), 408 nucleotides. RefSeq names its product odorant-binding protein-like. Lineage: Eukaryota; Metazoa; Chordata; Mammalia; Artiodactyla; Suidae. The transcript is spliced from 4 exons. The record is from RefSeq and is a predicted model, not a curated record. Bases 1 to 408 code for a protein of 135 amino acids.